AUGGUCGGUGUGUCCGGGGAAACGUGUCUGAAAGGACAAAUUCUGCAGCCAUACCGACACGGCAGAUCAAGAAGAGAAAUUCUGCUCACAGAAGAAUCCGGUCGCAAGAUUGGCAGUCACACACCCAUGGCUGUGCCUUUGGGAGAAAUUUGGGGUCCCAAGGACAUUUUGAAAUACGGACUGGAGGAGCAGGGGAUGGAACCGCCAAUCUUCCGCCCCAUGUUUAAGAGGAGUCCAGAUAAAACUAAAGCCUGGGGUACAAAGUCAGAGCACCUGCUGAGGAUAGACGACCACGACUUUACAAUGCGACCAGGAUUUGGAGGGCCGGCUGUCUCUGUUGGAGUGGAUGUUCAGGUUGAAAGUUUGGAUGCCAUUUCAGAAGUCGAUAUGGACUUUACUAUGACCCUAUAUCUGAGGCACUACUGGAAAGAUAAACGUCUGUCCUUCAGAAGCAACAACAACCUGAGCAUGACUUUCGAUGGCCGCCUGGUUAAGAAAAUCUGGGUACCUGACAUGUUUUUUGUCCACUCUAAGAGGUCUUUCACCCAUGACACCACCACUGACAACAUCAUGCUGCGAGUUUACCCAGACGGUAAAGUCCUCUACAGCCUCCGGGUGACAGUCACAUCCAUGUGUAGCAUGGACCUGAGUCGCUUUCCUCUCGAUACACAGACAUGCUCUUUGGAGAUAGAGAGCUAUGCUUACACAGACGAUGACCUGAUGCUGUACUGGAAGAAAGGAAACAGGUCAUUAAACACAGAUGAGAGAAUUUCUCUCUCCCAGUUUCUCAUCCAGGAGUUCCACACCACCACCAAGCUGGCCUUCUAUAGCAGCACAGGCUGGUACAACCGUCUUUACAUCAACUUCACUCUGCGGCGUCACGUCUUCUUUUUCCUGCUGCAGACCUACUUCCCUGCCACUCUGAUGGUCAUGCUGUCCUGGGUGUCCUUCUGGAUUGACCGCAGGGCCGUCCCUGCCAGAGUGCCACUAGGUAUCACCACGGUGCUCACCAUGUCCACCAUCAUCACUGGAGUCAACGCCUCCAUGCCCAGGGUCUCCUACAUCAAAGCUGUGGACAUUUACCUGUGGGUCAGUUUUGUGUUUGUCUUCCUGUCGGUGAUAGAGUAUGCUGCAGUCAACUACCUGUCUACUCUACAAGAACGCAAGGAGAGGGCACUCCGAGAGAGGCUGCCAUGUACCUGUGGUAUGGCUCAUCCUGGCAUGAUGUCAGCCAGCUACAGUGAGGUGGAUGCUAACAAUACAGGGAACUACGGCGGCAUGUCAGGAGAGAACGGGGUGAAACGGGAGAGGAUGCUGGUGCAGCUGGCGAUGGAGAAUGAUCAGGUCACCGGCCAUGUUGGCUCCGGCGCCUACAGUAGCGCCGGGAUGGACACGCAUGCCAUAGACAAAUACUCCCGGGUCCUCUUUCCUGGAUCUUACAUCCUGUUCAACAUCAUCUACUGGUCUAUCUACUCCUAA
Molecule: messenger RNA, 1479 nt
Organism: Cottoperca gobio
Lineage: Eukaryota; Metazoa; Chordata; Actinopteri; Perciformes; Bovichtidae
Product: gamma-aminobutyric acid receptor subunit rho-1-like
Exons: 11
Coding region: 1-1479 (492 amino acids)
Biological process (GO): monoatomic ion transmembrane transport
Cellular component (GO): membrane
Molecular function (GO): extracellular ligand-gated monoatomic ion channel activity; transmembrane signaling receptor activity
Source: RefSeq, a predicted model, not a curated record